Triplophysa rosa is the source of this 2947-nucleotide messenger RNA. It is a transcript of the gene dclk1a, whose product is annotated as doublecortin-like kinase 1a. Gene Ontology annotation, molecular function: ATP binding; protein kinase activity. The transcript is spliced from 12 exons. Gene Ontology annotation, biological process: intracellular signal transduction; protein phosphorylation. The record is from RefSeq and is a predicted model, not a curated record. Lineage: Eukaryota; Metazoa; Chordata; Actinopteri; Cypriniformes; Nemacheilidae. The coding region runs from base 263 to 1813 and encodes 516 amino acids.
UUGUUUUUUCCCCACGCAGGGUAAACAAUAAACAAACGAUUUUUGAGGCUUUUAUUAAAAUAAAAUACCCUUUGACUUUACAAAUCAUGAUAUCGCAUGAUAUUUUUGUGUUUGUUUUGGUUUGUGUCUGGCCGCGGUUCGAGUGCCAUUAAAGGUCUGUCGGUGAGAAAAUUCUGCGCGUUUCCACCAUUACCUCAGCGCCAACGCCCCUCCCACUACAGUACAGCAGCCCGCGUCAGAACACGCAAGCUGCGGCAAGCCAAUGAGCGUGCGGCGGCUCACGCUCUCUCCUCCUCCCCGCUCUCAGCUAUUCCAUUCAUUGAAUCGCAUCAGGAGCAUUCGCGCUCAGAGUGCGCUGCUGCUAGUUACUGCCGCCUGGAAUAGCACUGUGUAUGUACGGAAGAUGCUGCAAUACGAAGUGAAUGGGACCUCAGCCAGUCCGCUGUCCACUCCCCAUUCUGCAAAAUCGCCCAGUCCGUCGCCUGCCAGCCCGGGGGACCAGAACAAACGUAGGGGAUCUCAGCAAAGUGGUUCCUCUCUCUCACUGGCAUCUACCAAAGUCUGCAGCAUGGAUGAGGAGGAAGGACCUGUCAGUGAUGCUGAGCCGGUGGAGGAGACGGAAACACCCACUGUUCCGAGCUCCAUUUCAGAUCAGUACAAAGUUGGCCGAAUGAUCGGGGAUGGGAAUUUUGCGGUGGUCCACGAGUGUGUGGAACACUCCACUGGCAGAGCGUACGCUCUGAAGAUCAUCAACAAGGGCAAAUGUAGAGGAAAGGAACAUAUGAUUCAAAAUGAGGUGGCCAUCCUGAGACGAGUGAAACAUCCCAACAUUGUUCUGUUGAUUGAGGAAAUGGACACCUACAGUGAACUCUAUCUGGUCAUGGAGCUUGUUAAGGGAGGAGAUCUUUUUGAUGCUAUCACUUCCGCCAACAGAUACACUGAGCGAGAUGCCAGUGGCAUGUUGUACAACCUAGCCAACGCUAUCAAGUAUUUACACAGCCUUAACAUCGUCCAUAGAGACAUCAAGCCAGAGAACCUCUUGGUAUAUGAACAUCAAGAUGGAAGUAAAUCUUUGAAGCUCGGAGACUUUGGCUUGGCCACCGUGGUAGACGGGCCCUUGUAUACUGUCUGUGGAACACCCACAUAUGUAGCACCAGAGAUUGUUGCAGAGACCGGGUAUGGCCUUAAGGUAGACAUCUGGGCCGCUGGAGUCAUCACAUACAUUCUCCUCUGUGGUUUUCCUCCAUUUCGUGGGAUCACAGAUGAUCAGGAGGCUCUGUUUGACCAGAUUCUGCUGGGCCAGUUAGAAUUUCCUCCUCCAUAUUGGGACAAUGUAUCGGAUACAGCUAAAGAGCUCAUAGUGUCCAUGCUGCAGGUGGAAGUAGAUCAGAGAUACACAGCGCUGCAGGUGCUGGAACAUCCCUGGGUAACUAAUGAUGGUUUGUCAGAAAAUGAGCAUCAGCUGUCGGUGGCAGGAAAGAUCAAGAAGCACUUUAACAUGGGCCCCAAACCCAGCAACAACACUUCUGGAGUAUCCGUCAUGACGACCACCGCUCUUGAUAAGGAGAGGCAGAUUCUCCGACGAGGACGCCACCAGAAUGUGAGCGCAGCUCCCCAGACCUCCCAGCCAACCUGUAGCCUCCACAUCCCAGCCUUUACACCCCGUCUGUACCUCGACCCGCCCCAGCUGCCCGCCGGGCUCCCAGCCCCCACACCCUAUUCAUGUCUCUCAACCACCAACACCACGCCCGAGUCUGAAGACUUUUCCGCCUGCUCCACAGAGACCGUUCGCUCCCUCCUCUCUCCAUUCUAGCACUUGAGGAGAAGGGAGCAACUGGAAAGAGCAUUAAUAGGAGAAUGUUUAAUGAGGAUUCGGAACGCUGCCGUGUGGACUGAUGAACAUUUUGUAAUCCCGAUCACACAGAGGUGCACAAAGGGAAAAAUGACUAUGUCAGAAAAGGGGGGAUUCUUUUCUGUUUACUUAUGGUCAUUGGAAUAACUUUUCCAUUUAUUUAUACAUGAUGUAAACAUUUUGUUUUUUUAUUGAAGUUAAUAUAUCCUCUUUUCGGUUGAGGCACUUUAGAAAUAUGAUUUUUUUCUGGGUCCAGUAUUGUUUGUAGGUUCCAGAAGGAAAAUGCAAUGUGACAGUCAAAAGGCCAGUAAAAGAAUCGGCAAACAUUUUCAAAAUCAGCAUUUUUACAUGCUUAUUUUGAGGGAAAUCUAUGGAAUUCUUUGAAAUUCCUGUAAAAAGAGUUUUUACUUAUCAGUAGCUGAUGCAAAUUUCUGUUUGAAAGCUGUUUCUGUUCUGCAGAAUUCUGUUGCCCUGCAAAAAAUUCAUGGCUCCAAUUUCUGACCAUUGUUCCGGAAAACAUUUCUGAACAGACUGAGAAAACAUUUGGAAAUGCUCCCAGCCCUUUUGGGCUAAACAAUAUCUGUAUUUCCUUCCCCUUGUAGUCACAGUACUAAACACACAGAACUUGUUCAUACAUAAGAUGGGGACCUUUUUGUAAUCUGUGUAAAUAAUAUAAUUUCAAUUAUUUUGAUAUUGACAAUAUAUUUCUUUAUCUUAACUAGACAAUGUUACAGUCAUACAUUUAAUCAUUUUACAUUUUUAAGUAUACUGAACAUAAGCACAAGUGCAUUGUGGGAAAGACAAGCAACAUUCCUUAAUACAGGGUCAGCUCUCGGAAAAACAAAUGCCAACUUGGAUUUUACGGCCAAUAGUAUGACCAAUAAUUCAAUUUUACUGUAUGUAAAGCAAUCGCCAAACGUUUGGUAUUAGUCAUAGGAAGUCAAAAUAGUUUGGAGUGCUUUUGGUAGUCAGAAGUGUUCUAAUACCUCAUAACCCUGCUAACUGUGUCAUUGUAUUCUCUCAUUAGUGCAUGGAAUACAAAGCGGCUCUUAUAUUAUCAUUUAAAACAUUAGUCUAUUAAAAAACAUAUUACAA